AUGGCAGCGACCGCGAGCACGACCGGCGCAUCGGCCUCGGGGUCCACCUCGAGCGCCCUGCGCGUGUCGCCACUCUCGCCCGUCCUCCUCGACGCCCAGUCCUCGUCGGGUGUCGCCAGCAACGUCAGCCUACACCCGCUACCGAUCCUCAACGUGUCGGAGCAUCUCGUCAGGACCAGGCUGCAGUCCUCUUCCGACAAUGUCAGAGUCUACGGCAUGCUGCUCGGCACCCAGUCCGGAAGAGACAUUGAGAUCCAGAAUUCGUUCGAGAUCCAGCUGGCCGCCGCCGGCGGGUCCAGCUUGGAAGUCGACCACGACUUCCUCAGAUCCAGACAGGCGCAAUACAAGCAAGUCUUUCCGACGCUCGACGUCCUGGGAUGGUACACGGUCGGCGCAGUGCCUCUCGAGAGCGACAUGCACAUCCAUAAGCAGCUGCUGGUGUACAACGAGACGCCCCUGCUCCUCCAGCUCCAUCCGACGGUGGCAUCAUUCGAAGCAGCGGACAAGGACGGCGAGCUGCCCAUCAACGUGUACGAGUCGGUCAUCGAAAUGGUCGGCACAGAGGCGACCACGUUCUUCAUCCCCACCGGCUACCGCAUCGAGACGGGCGAGGCAGAAAGGAUCGCCGUGGACCACACGAGCAAGGCAGGCGCCGAGUCGGGCGGGAGCGAUGAGAGCAGCAUGGUCGCGAGCCUGAUGGCGCAGUACAACGCCAUCGCCAAGCUGCAGGACCGCAUCAAGCUCGUCACGGCGUACAUGCAGCAGGUCAAGGAGGCAAAGGUGCCCAUGGACCACGAGAGCCUGAGGCAGAUCAAGGCCGUCGUCUCCAACCUGCCCGCCACGGGCCUGGACGACCUCAACGUCGAGCUGCUGAGGGAGUACAACGACGUCCUCCUGACCAACUACCUCACGACCAUGACCAAGGGCGUGCAUACGAUGAACGAGCUGGUGGACAAGUUCGAUCUGGUUCAGAGCGGACAGGCCGAGGGAGAAUUUGGUCCGGGCGGAGGCAUGGGACCGGGUGGACGCGGCGCGAGGAGUCGACCGCACCGUGAGGCAGGGGCGGGCAUACGCGCUGUGUACAGCUGA
This is a messenger RNA of Pseudozyma flocculosa PF-1, 1089 nucleotides long. RefSeq lists its product as uncharacterized. The transcript is spliced from 8 exons. Gene Ontology annotation, molecular function: metallopeptidase activity; protein binding. Gene Ontology annotation, cellular component: COP9 signalosome. NCBI's taxonomy places the organism in Eukaryota, Fungi, Basidiomycota, Ustilaginomycetes, Ustilaginales, Ustilaginaceae. Bases 1 to 1089 code for a protein of 362 amino acids. The record is from RefSeq and is a predicted model, not a curated record. Gene Ontology annotation, biological process: protein deneddylation.